CCGUAUGUAUUCAGAGUAAAAGCACAUUUGAAAGAUACGGCACAGAUGAUUCGUGAACUGGCUUCUAUAACGUGGAGGAAUAACUUCAUCUUGGUAUCUAUGGACGUGACAUCACGGUACACCAUAAUUGAGCAUGAAUUACCGUACAACUCAGUAAUGAAUACACUGAGGAAGAUUGGAGAUUUAGAAGAGUCACAAAUUCUUCAUUGA
Molecule: messenger RNA, 210 nt
Organism: Pelobates cultripes (western spadefoot toad)
Lineage: Eukaryota; Metazoa; Chordata; Amphibia; Anura; Pelobatidae
Source: the annotation of a GenBank genome assembly